This is a messenger RNA of Miscanthus lutarioriparius, 390 nucleotides long. Lineage: Eukaryota; Viridiplantae; Streptophyta; Magnoliopsida; Poales; Poaceae. The record is from the annotation of a GenBank genome assembly.
AUGAAGUAUCUGGAGUUUGGCAUCGUCGCAGGUGUUCCCGUUUCCAUCAACGGACAAUCCAUCUUGCCCGCCUCCCUCCUCGCGGAGCUCAACGAAACUGGCGGGAAGCACGGCAUCGGGCGCAUCGACAUGGUGGAGAACCGUCUCGUCUGCAUGAAGUCCCGCGGCGUCUACGAGACCCCCGGUGGCACCAUCAUGGCCGUGGCGGUGCGCGAGCUGGAGGCCCUGACGCUGGACAGGGAGACCACGCAGCGGAAGGACAUGGUGGCGCUCAAGUACGCUGAGCUGGGGCUCGGUGAGCGUUACAGUGAGGACAUUUCAUCGUUUGAGAACGGGGAGAUCUACAACCAGGCUGACGCCGAGGGGUUCAUCCGGCUCUAUGAUCUCUAA